AUGGCUUCCGCCGUGCACCCGCCGCCGCCGCCGUUGGCGCUGCUCCCGAGGCCCCGUGUCGACGACGCCGUGGCCGACGACGACAUUGAGGACAGCGACAGCGAGAGCGUCGCGGAGUCGUGCCCGCACCCGCGCCCGCACGGCGCGGGUGCGGCGGCGACCGACUCCUGCUCCUCUUCCUUCUCCUCUUGCGGCAGCAGCGCGUGCUGCCACGAAGACGACGAGGCGGAGAUGGACGACGACGGGUGCAGCAGCUGCGUGGAGGGAGACGAGUACAGCAGCUACCAAGAACAAGAGGAAGCUGCCUGCGACGAGGAGGGGGAGGGGAGAAACAAGGCGGGGAGGGGGAGCGGCGCCUGGUGGGAGCAGAUGGCGGGCGGCGGCGCGAUCACGGCGCUUUCUCUCCCACGGGCGCCGGAGGCCGCCGAGGACCCGAAGCGCGCGGCGGAGCGGCAGGAGGAGGACCGCAAGUUCUGGGAGGACUGCCUCGCCUCCGGGUACCCAUGA
Molecule: messenger RNA, 507 nt
Organism: Miscanthus lutarioriparius
Lineage: Eukaryota; Viridiplantae; Streptophyta; Magnoliopsida; Poales; Poaceae
Source: the annotation of a GenBank genome assembly